Dermacentor albipictus is the source of this 2694-nucleotide messenger RNA. It is a transcript of the gene Ipp, whose product is annotated as inositol polyphosphate 1-phosphatase. The record is from RefSeq and is a predicted model, not a curated record. Gene Ontology annotation, molecular function: inositol-1,4-bisphosphate 1-phosphatase activity. Lineage: Eukaryota; Metazoa; Arthropoda; Arachnida; Ixodida; Ixodidae.
UUAAUUCUGGUCAGCAAGAAAACCUCUGGUGAAUUAGCUAUAGUGUGCAACCGACUGCUAGCAAGAAAAGGUCCGAGUAGAAUAUUGAACUGGUCCCCAACAAGCUGUAUCCACCUGACUGCCCAACUGGCCCCUGUAAAACAUUCUCGCUCGAACUACCGCCGUCAAAUUCCUUUGCAGAAGUGAGAUAAGAAGUGGGUCGUUAAGCCAACAAAAAAGAGAAAAAGAAUAAGUGUUGGCAGAGUUUGCUUCCGGCGUCGCUGCGCUGUACUCAUUUCAAAACGCCCGCCGUACUGUGCGCCCGGAUGAUACCAGUGCCCCACCCCCUCUACGUACAUUUCUCGAACGACUCGCAACCGUGGCUGAGUUGGUUAAGUGCCUACGUUGUAUGCUGUGGUUGCGCUGUUUUGCGCGAAGAGGGUAGAGGUGCCCAUUUAAUACGUUCACGCGAGAGUCUGGCUAUCCGGUUGUUUCGGUUUGUGGCGCCAUUCGAGCGGGUUCCGGACAGCCGCUACGGGAAGCCGAACAGCGGGCAUCCACUAUGGGGCAUCUGUCAUCUAAUUAGACGCGCUUGUGCCGACGUUGCAGAUUAUCUUUGCUUGUUGAAAUUCCGGAGGUGGUGACUGACUUUUCUGCAUCCUAAACGGAUUUGCAGAAGAAGUAAUGGCAGCCUCACUUGCAUUGCAAGAGGACCAGAUAGAGUGGUCUUUGCUGCUUGAGGCCCUUGUGUGUGCAGCUGAGAAAGGAGCCCAGCUGGCCAGGGCGUGCCGUGCAGAGGGGCCUCUGUUCCAACUUCUGGUUGAGGAGAAAGCUGGCUCUGAAAGAAACCCUCGUUUUGUGCAUGAUUUCAAGACCUUGGCUGAUGUGCUAAUCCAGGAGAUGGUGCGACAUGACCUCUCCUGUCUGCAUCCCGAGCUUGGCAAGUCCUUGCGGGGAGAGGAGAGCAACAAGUUCACGAGCAGCCACGGUGAGACCAUAUGUGUGGAAGUGAAGGCAACACAGGUGGAAACAGCAUGGCUCUUGGAACGUGUGCUUGAUGGGAACACUGUAGCAGCAAGAAAGCUGGCCCAUAUUGUGCACUCAAACCCAGAGGUUUGUGAAGACACAGAGCUGAAUGAUUGCCCCAUGGCCUGUGUCUCUUCUCUUGGAAUUUGGAUAGACCCUAUUGACUCUACAUCUGAAUACAUUGCUGGCAAGUGGGGUGAUGAAGGUGAAGGGAGCAGCAUCGUUAGCUCAGGUCUGCAGUGUGUCUCUGUGCUGAUUGGCGUUUAUGACCGUGGCACUGGUCUACCAGUCGCUGGUGUCGUAAAUCAGCCCUUUCAUCACCUGGACGACCUUAACAGGCCUGUGGGACGUUGCUACUGGGGCCUGACUCUGGGUGCACAUCAGUGGCACAGCCGUCACUUCUGUGAGGAUGAAGACCCUGAUCCGCUGCGAAGGCGCCACCAUCCACGUGUGCUGCUCAGUGCCAGUGAGAGCAAUGCCGUCGUUCAAGCCCUGGAAGCUGCCGGCUGUGACGUCCGUUUUGCUGCGGGUGCCGGAUACAAGCUGCUGUGUGUGGCACUACUCCGUGCCGAUGCGUACCUUGUCACGCAGGGCACGACUUUUCGCUGGGACACGUGUGCACCGCAUGCCCUGCUCUUGGCUCGAAAUAUGGGCCUCUUUGCAGCUGUUGAAGAGGCUGGUGUUCCUUGGUGCGUGCCUGCGCCUGUCAGCUAUGCUGAUCCCGACGAGGAGCUCUGCGACAAGGUGUCUGGGGCCGCUCUCUGGCGCAACAGCCGGUGUCUGUUUGCUUGCCGCAACUCUUUCAACUCGAGGCUAGUUUUUGACGCACUCAGGGCGUCUUCUGUUAAAGUUACAAGUGCGGUGUCAUGAGCAAUUGUCGCGUGGGCUGCUGUGGUUGGUAUCAGAAGCAUACACAAAUUUUUUUCGUUCACCGCUUUCCUACAACCAGACGCGGAGAAGUCUUGCUAGAGUGUGUAACGACUGCUUUUAAGGCGGCCUGGAUAAGGUAGCUUGGUAACAUGAGAUUACAUACAGAUAGUGCUGAAAGGAUGAAAAUGGAGACGGUUUAGCAAGUUGCGGUUGGCGUGCACAUGAAAAAGUUGAGACAGAGCUGCAAAUGCUGCAGUUGUACACUGUACUGUUCAAUUUGUAUUGCAUUGUUGCUAAACUUUUUGUUCACCGAAUGCAUUUAAUAGCAAAGUUGGUGUGCAAUUCUAGGCAUGCGUAUCUUGCUCCUUUUUAGCAGAUAUGCACUGGCUGAAGAGGCAAGGUGGUAGUAAAUAUAAUGAACAGGACAGGUACGCAAAACAGUAAUAGUGUGAUACUGUGAUGCAUAGUGUGCAGGAUGUGAUAAUUUGCUGUCACAAUUACCAGCAUCUGCAUUCGGCACAUAUGGUGUUCUUGAAGCAAACAUGACUAGUCAGCAUGUCCAGAAAUGUUGCUUAAGGAAGCAUGACGGUAACACAUGUAUAUUUCGAGCAUCCUGCUCUGCUGUUCCUGCUAGCUUACUUUUGCUUGUCUUGUUUAGCUUAGUUUCUUUUUUGCCAGGUUUGUCUGUCCUACAAUGUUGCUGCAUUAUUAGCGUUUUGAUUAUGCAGUCAGGACAAGAGUUCAAGCGACAUGAAUUUAGCUUGUUAUAUUUAUUGUAGGUGUGAUGAAGUGUAGUGCUUAAAUGCAAGUUGUGAUGCA